CAAUGCUCCCUGCUCAUACCCGACAAUGUCACUCUUCAACGCUGUACUAUCCUUAACCCCUCCACACUUCUGCCAAUUCCUGAAGGGGGGGUAGAUGGAAGUACCUAUGACAGUAUGACGGAAGCAAUAGAUUCACAUGACUGUUUUGAACUUAUGCAACAGGAAACGUCACAUCUUCCCACUGUUAGUACACAUCCUUUAGAGAAUCCUACUAUGUUUGUAGAUGGGUCAUGAUUUGCAGAUGACACAGGCAAGUUCCAUGUUGGUUACGCUGUAACCACCACCGACACUGUGCUAAAAGCUGAAUCUCUACCUCCGUCAUUUUCAGCCCAGGAAGCGGAGUUAAAGGCCCUUACAGCUGCAUGCCAAUUGGCUGAAGGAAAACGUGUUAAUAUCCACACGGACUCCCGUUAUGCCCAAGGUGUGGCUCUGGAUUUUGGUGUCAUCUGGAAAACCAGAGGAUACUUGACAGCCACAGGAACGCCCAUAAAACAUGGAAAAUCCGUUGCUGACCUUAUGACUGCAUUAUUGCUCCCUGAACAGGUAGCCAUCCUAAAGGUCAAGGCUCACGGAAGACUAGCCUCCCCUGAAGCACUCGGAAAUCACCUGGCUGACCAAACAGCGAAAAUGGCAGCCCUUGCCCCGUGCAGGACUUGACAAUUGAUGUCGGGGCCGAUUCCAAAGACAUGACUCCACUCCUGCAAGUGGGAUUCAUAGACAACAUAGAAAUGCUAAAAACUUACCAAGCAAAUGCAAGUAAGGAAGAGACGAAUGGGUGAUUGGGAAAGGGUGCUACGUUCAAGGACGGUGUAUACACGAAUAACAAGAGAGUGUGUAUACCCAGAAGAAUCUACCCAGCACUGGUUCAGUGGGCCCAUUGCCCCGCCCACAUUUCUAAAAAUUUGAUGAACAAUUUGAUAUCAAAGACUUAUUUCGCUCCUGGCAUCACCACCUUCACCCGGAAUUAUACAGCAUCCUGCGCAAUCUGCGCCAAAUGCAACCCAGGACGUCUAGAGAAAACUCCGAACAUGCAUCUGGCAAAACCUCUGUACCCCUUCCAGCGUAUACAGAUUGACCACAUUCAAAUGCCAAAGAGUGGGAGGUUUGAGUACGUUCUUGUGAUUGUCGACAUGUUCUCAGGAUGGCCGGAAGCAUAUCCCGUGGCCAAUAUGACAGCAAUCACCACCGCUAAGAAAUUACUUACCGAAAUUGUGUGCCGCUAUGGUGUCCCGGAAGUCAUAGAGAGUGACCAGGGUCCAGCGUUCACCGCUACCGUCACUAAGGAAAUUUGGACUGCUCUCGGGGUCACCCUCCAUUUCCAUACUCCCUACCAUCCUCAGAGUAGUGGAAAAGUAGAGCAUCCAUCUCUUGACACAGGGGCACAAACUCAGCAGCCAGGAGAUUGGGUUUUGGUCAAGAAAUUUGGGCGGAACACAUUGCCAUCCCAAAAGAAACUCUCUUAA
Molecule: messenger RNA, 1463 nt
Organism: Xenopus laevis (African clawed frog)
Lineage: Eukaryota; Metazoa; Chordata; Amphibia; Anura; Pipidae
Product: protein NYNRIN-like
Exons: 3
Coding region: 906-1463 (185 amino acids)
Source: RefSeq, a predicted model, not a curated record